This is a messenger RNA of Phytophthora sojae, 276 nucleotides long. RefSeq lists its product as hypothetical. The annotation marks the transcript as partial. The record is from RefSeq and is a predicted model, not a curated record. The transcript has a single exon. NCBI's taxonomy places the organism in Eukaryota, Oomycota, Peronosporomycetes, Peronosporales, Peronosporaceae.
CGAUGUAGCGUGGAGGGGUGCAAGAAGCAAGUGCAGACUCGUCGACUAUGCAAGGCGCACGGGGGAGGCGUACGUUGUCGGGGUCCGGACUGCCAGAAGUUAGCCCAGAGCCGAGGAUUCUGUGUGGCGCAUGGAGGCGGGCGUCGCUGUGCUGUUGAUGCCUGUCCAAAACUCGCGCAGUACAGUGGCGUUUGCCUUUCGCAUGGAGGUGGCCGGCGUUGUUGCGUACCAGAGUGCACGAAGUUUGUGCAGAUUCGAGGUUAUUGCAAGCUGCAC